This is a messenger RNA of Knipowitschia caucasica, 1272 nucleotides long. The record is from the annotation of a GenBank genome assembly. NCBI's taxonomy places the organism in Eukaryota, Metazoa, Chordata, Actinopteri, Gobiiformes, Gobiidae.
AUGUGGCUCUUGGAGAAGCUGCGUAGCUCUGUGGAGAGAGGUGGGGCUCAGCAGACCCCCCAGACCACAGAGGCCAUUCCUGUCGCUGUUUAUGCCAAUGUCCUUACUCCAGAGAAGAUCCCAGACUUCUUCAUUCCUCCUAAACUCAUUUGCUGCCCCCCAGAGGAGUCCCAUAGCCCUGAGCCUCAGCGCUGCUCCACUCUGAGACCCUCUUCCUCAGAUCAUGCCAUCUGCAGCCAGAGCCCCAGAGCCCGAAGCAGUCCCCGUCUUUUUGGUCGCAGCCUCCAGAAAUCUGCCAACCGCCACAUCAUCCAGAUAGAGAGUGCAGAUGAGCCUGCUGCUGAUCAGACAUCCACACAGCACAACACAAAUGCAGACCCCCAGUCCCAGAAUGCCAUGUCCCUGCCUUACGUCCCCAAAGCCCAGACCUCCUACGGCUUUUCUACCCUGGUGGAGUCCCCUCACACUCGGAGGAAAGAAAGCUUGUUCCACAGUGACCCCAACAGUCCCCUGACCUCCCCCAACUCCCAGAGGCGCUCUCAGGGUGGGACACUGCUGACCCCCGCUGACUCCAACUCAUACAGGUACUUCAGUGGAGGAGAGAGUGACACCUGCUCCUCUGCUGAAUCCUCACCCUUCAACUCUCCUCUGCUGUCCCGGUCUGCCUCUUUACUGCGCUCUAUCACGCAGGAGACACAAGCCAAGGUGUCUCGUGCCAAGCGGUCCCUGGCGCGUCACAGUUCCUUGUCCACGGAUGAGUGCAGCUCCGCCGACAACAGCCCCAACAUGCAGAGGCGUCGCACCCGCUGCCCGCCGUCCCCCGCCUUCAGGGGAUCCAAAGGCAGGGGCCCGAGAGGAGGGGGGUCGAGAGGCACCGCUGCGGACCUCUUACAGCGAGAACACAGCAUUAACCUGCACAAGGGGGGCACGCUCCGCCUCAGCACCCACUAUGACCCUGAGGCGUCCAGGCUGAGGGUGCGAGUCCUGACCGCAGAGGCAUUAUACAACAGGGAGACUGAUGUUAAAAGUAUCAACUGCUGCGUGGCACUGUAUCUGAACCCGGGAAAGCAGCAGAAGCAGAGGAGCACUAUCAUCAAAAACAGCAGGAACCCCUUGUUUAAUGAAGACUUCUUUUUUGAUUCGCUUCCACAAGCUCAGAUCAAAAACCUGGCUAUGAAGGUGAAGGUAGUCAACAAAGGCACCAGUCUGAAGAGGGAUGUGCUUUUAGGAGAGAGGGAGGUGUUGCUGAGUGAGCUGCUGGCUGGGCUCUAG